GGGACGUUCGGGGGUGAAAUCCCGGUGAAUCAAUACGGGGAUGUCCGCCGGUAACCAGGCAGUCGGGGCUCAUCCUUUGCGAGGAACGUGUCGGGGAUCCACGCGCACGCUCAGUUACGUCGGCAAUACUCAUCAGAACAGUCCAUUGCACUCGAGUCUUCAUCGUCGUCAUCGUCGCCGUACCUCAGUUCUGAUUCUUCUCGUUUGUCCUAAAAUCAAGAUCUUUACGAGGUUGAAGUGCGCCGAUUGGAAAAGAACGGUGGUGGUAUCAUCAUACUUGAGAAGAGACGACAAUGCUAGAGAAUCUCUCGGGUAACUGACCUUGUGCAACAGCGCAAAUAUUUGACAAGAAACUGCUGCUACAGGAAUCUUAAGACGAUCAAAGAUCUACGGAACUCGAAAUUGUCCGCAAUCUUCUCGUUUAGAACUAGAGAAACGCGUAAUUCUCCCUCGGGUACACGUUCGAAUCGUUUCGUCGAGGACAUUCUUCGACGUAGGACAUUAUCAAACGUAAAAUUAGACAAGUCGACGGGAGGUGAUUAGACGGUCCCGCGAGCUCUAGCAAAGCCACCAAUUUUUAUCAGCAUCGCUAAGCAGUUGGUCCAAUCCUAUCCCGGUACCACGAUCGAAUCAGUAGGCAUCCGCCAGGCCGCCGCCAGGCUAUUAAGACGUCUGGUAGGCGCGAGUGAUUGGUCCUUCUGCACGGAUUUACCGAAACACCCCCAAAACGGCAACCCGUCGUCGUCGUGGUGCUACCGGGGCCCCGCCGUUAGCCGCGAGAGAUCGCGAGAAGAGAGCUUGGGAGGAUCGGCGGGAGGAUCGGCCUGUUCGUACGCGACUCGCACCGAUCCCUUGUACGCCGCUUGCUGGCGGCCCAGUGAGAUGGAGGAGAAGUCCUCUGCCCGAUUCUCCGAGUAUCUGUUCGCCAAGAUGGGCGGGCAGGACGUCUCGGCCUCUCAGGGUCCCCGUAAGGUGACCGCCGACACCAGAAAGUGGAUGCGAGAGAACCUGCUGCUCAUGGUCACCCUUUCCGGCGUUCUCUUCGGCAUAAUUCUUGGAUUUGGUUUACGACCUCUGGACCUUGGGGAUGAUGCGGUAAUGUUGAUCAGCUAUCCCGGAGAGCUUUUCAUGAGAUUGCUAAAGCUGAUGAUUUUACCUUUGGUAAUCGCCAGUCUUAUAUCGGGUUCAGCGAGUUUAAACGCCAGGAUGAACGGAAUGAUCGCUGUUCGUACUCUGGUGUACUUCAUACUGACGUCCUUGCUCAAUGCUGUUCUCGGUGUAGUCCUGGUCCUCGUUAUUCAUCCCGGUAAUCCUGGUAUCAGAGAAUCGAUUGGGCCGUCGCAUCAUGCGAGAGCCGUUAACAUACUAGACAGCCUGCUCGAUUUAGGAAGGAACAUGUUUCCAGAUAAUUUGUUCCAAGCAGCUUUUCAACAGGCACAUACAGUAUACGUUCCAAAAAAGCAACCAUUCCAGAAUAUUACUGACCAACUACCAACGGAAGUUUUAGGAGACGAAGAACUGAUAAGAGUGAUACAAUAUAGAAGCGGGACGAACACUUUAGGCAUAGUUUUCUUCUGCCUGGUCUUUGGUACAUUUCUGGGAACGCUCGGUGAAAAAGGUCAAGUUGUCAUAGAUUUUUUCAAGGCUGUGUUUGAAGUCAUUAUGCGAAUGGUCUCAACCGUUAUGUGGAUGACACCAAUCGGCAUCACCUCUGUAAUAGCAGGCAAAAUACUCGGCGUGGACGAUCUGGUACUGGUGAUGUCGCAGCUAGCAUGGUUCAUCGUCACGAUCGCGAUCGGUGUCUUUCUCUAUCAGCUGGUGAUCAUGCAGUUAAUAUAUAUGGCCUUCGUUAGAAAGAACCCCUUUAAAUUCUACGCCGGCCUCGCCCAGGGUACUCUCACCGCCUUCGCCAUGGCAUCAACGGCUGCUGCACUUCCUGUGACUUUUCGUCUGAUGACCGAGAAGCUCAGAGUCGACCCUAGAGUCACCAGGUUCGUCUUGCCAAUCGGUUGCAAUAUUAACAUGGAUGGUACCGCACUCUUCGUCGCUGUGGCCAGCAUAUUCAUCGCCCAGAUGAAUGGGAUUUUUUUGGGUUUCGGCGAGAUUAUCACCGUUAUUCUGACAUCCACCGCUGCUUCUGUAUCGUCGGCCUCAGUACCAAGUGCUGCGCUUGUCCUGUUGUUGGUUGUGUUAAGCGCCAUUGAUGCUCCUGUUAAUGAUGUUUCUCUUUUAUUCGCGAUCGACUGGUUCGUAGAUCGCAUAAGGACCACCAACAAUAUGCUAGGAGAUUGUUAUGCCGCUGCAGUAGUUGAGCAACUGUCGAAAAAGGAACUGAUGGCAUUGGACGCAGCAGCCUAUCAAUCGGAGACUGUGCUGCCAACCACAAUCGCCAAUGGAUGUCUUUCCGCUAACAGGGUACCUGAUCCUGACACCGUCGUUGUCGAGAUGCAAGAUGACACACGAAUUGCGGGGAUCGCCAAGUAAACACGCUUGUUGCCUCGGAGUUUUGCACAUGUCGAGAAGUAUAACAGAAGAGACCGUUUGACUAAUCGUUAACCCCACAAAAUAAUUUACGUAGAACCUUGUUAAAACAAGCGAAUCGACUUCAUCUGUUUAAACAAGCCUAUUCAACGAGGAUCAAAAACAUACGUUGCGCCAAAGGCGUGUUUAGUUCCUCUGCUUCUCCUCGUUUUAAUAAUUUUCGAAGUUUGUAAGGAUUUUCUGCAAGGAGUUCUACAAGUGGCAAACUGUAAGAACUCUGCAGGAAAUACAAUCGCCAAUAUAAGAUUCAAAGUCAAUAACAAUAGAGAAUGUGUUACGUGACGCAGGCAUAGAGAGGGAGAGAGCAAUAAGAAUUAAUAUAUUGUACUUUGAAACUUUGGUCGAGACUUCUCUCCAAAGACUCGAGAAGAAAGUGCGUUUUAUUAAUCACUAUGAUGAUAUCAACUACUACGCUCGACGUUGUAUAAGUAAAGAAUCGGGAUAUAAAUCGUCCAAGCAUACACCAUUCUGAGAAAUUAAACUAGAUUGAGAAAGAGAUUUUUAAUCGGACCGACUUACACCCGCAAAUAAACAAUAGUUGACGAUCCGUAGAUAAAGACUCAUAAUUAUAGCGAAUCACAGAGAUCACCGAUUCUAUUGCAUCUUCAGGGAUCAGUGAUCGUUUCUAUGAUCGAUCGCAUAAACAGCGUCGAAUGUGGUGCCUUAUUUCGAAGCGCCAAUCAAGGGUAGGCGCGAUGAAAGUAAAAAAAUUUCUCGAGUUCUCUUUUUUUUUUUUUCACGUGUACCCUUGUGUCAUGAUCAUGUGUAGUAUUAGAGGCCAAUCCUUGACGCUUUUUCGAUGUCUUUAGAAUGUCCUAGCCCAGAAUAUGAGGAUCGUGCACGACUGUCUUCAGUGACGCGACAAAUGCAACUUUUUCUAUUGAGGAUAAAUAAAUUUUUUUAUCGGUGAUUGGAGAAGCUUUAUGUGAUAACUAUUAGAUAGCUACGUGUAUAUCUACACAUAUCUAGGAAAUACACAACAAAUACAUUUUGAUUAUCUUAUAUAUGAUUAUAACGUACGACUUACAAUUAGAGACUGCACUCUAUGAAGACCACUCGCUUCGUAUCCCGUAUUAAUUACGUCACUGAUUACAAAUAAAGAGAAGGAAAUUAAUUAAUGAUUAUAUAACAAUAAUACAGGUUUAGUGGAGAUCAUAUCGCACGCAAAAGAUAUGGCAAAAGAAGACUUGUAACCGGGCAUAGGACUUUAAAUAGAUUUUAGAAGUCAUAUCGAAUUAACUAUCGGACCAUUAACUGACAGAAAAACUGGUGCAUAGUACCACUUUAGGUGUUCUACUUUAAAAAAAUGAAAGAGAGUGCUUGAGAUAGAAGUUUAUGUAAAUUUUGUAUGUAAAUUUUGUUACAUAUAAAAUCGGGUACGCGGUUUUAAAAAAUUAUAUCUCUACCACCUUAGCAAUCGAAGCUUUCCAAGAAAAAUUUAAUAUCAGAGCAAUGAAAAAACUUCAAUAACUUAUGUUUUCACUAAUCAUAAUUAUGAAUCUUUAAAAUUCUGUCUCAUCGCACUCUUUUUUAUUAUAGUGCUCCCCCUCCCCUUCCCCCUCCCCCUCCCCUCCUGCAUAGAAUAAUAUACCUUCCAGUAUAAUAUUGUCCACUCGGUAGUUUAGGAUAAACAAAAUUCGUGUUUUUUUCGAACUUAUGUGGAAGACCAUAUACUAAUUCUCCUAUAAUCUAAUGAUGAAAAAAAUGGAAAAUUAAAUAGCGCAGCUCAUUAUCGAGCGGCAACAAGACUGGAUACACAAUAUAAUAACCGUUUUGCUAGAUAUAAUAUAAUCGGGUAAACGAUUCCUAUAUGGUUUCGCUGAUUCUAGGCACUAGAUAGAUAGGUCGAUACGUGUUUCAUCGUAGAGACUGUUUAAAUGUACAAAUUAUUCAAGUACAUAGUAUUAUUAGCGUUUUUAGUAAUUUUAAAUGUUUAUCCAUUCGUAUAAAUUGCAACCAAUUAUUCUAGAUUUUCAUCGUUAAUUUUUCCGGGGUGAAUAAAUAACAUUAUUUCAUAUGUCCUUACGAAGAAAAUCACUUGUUGUUACUCGACCCCAAAACAAAUACUAGCUACAUUGAAUUAGAUUAUUUUAGCUUAAAUAUUAUUCAAAGUAAGCAGUUCACCAAAUAUAAACUUAACCAAAAUAAAUCGUAGAAAUAGCAUUUAUAUUUUAUCAUAUAUACAUAUAUGGAAAUUAAUCAUUUAUCUGAAUAAAAAUAAAUCGGAAAUUAAAGAAAUUAGAAGAAUCAGUAGUUUAGUUAUGUAAAAGACAGAGAAGAAAGCGUUGUUAAUUACACAUAAUUAAUAUAUAAUAAGUUCUCUUUUGAUUAAUUUAUAAUAACAGAGUUUUGUUAAUAAUGAUGUUAAUUCUGAAUUUUAUUUAGAGCAUCUUGCCAUUCUUCCGAGUGAUACAUCGGAUAUUUCUGUUACUCGGCACGUUUUAUACUCAAGUAUUGAUAAAGUGAGACAACGUAAUGUAGUCAUGGGAAUAAAACGGGCAGAGAGAACAUGAAAUAAACUUAUCAAAAUAAUCUGAAAAAUACAUGUAUACUUAUAAGGCUCAACGUGUUGUAUAACAAAAAACAGAUUUAUAUGUGGAAACACUUUGUCUUUCUCAUUAAAUAUCAUCAAAUCCCUG
Molecule: messenger RNA, 5180 nt
Organism: Camponotus floridanus (Florida carpenter ant)
Lineage: Eukaryota; Metazoa; Arthropoda; Insecta; Hymenoptera; Formicidae
Gene: Eaat2
Product: excitatory amino acid transporter
Exons: 11
Coding region: 883-2484 (533 amino acids)
Biological process (GO): L-glutamate transmembrane transport
Cellular component (GO): plasma membrane
Molecular function (GO): neutral L-amino acid transmembrane transporter activity; glutamate:sodium symporter activity; L-glutamate transmembrane transporter activity
Source: RefSeq, a predicted model, not a curated record